UUCCGGAUCCGGCGGAGCUUCAUGUGGGCGGCGGUUCGUGGGAUCCUCCGGGCUGGAGUCCGGUCCCAGCCCCGGGCCGGCGGCUCCCGGUGGGGCCUGGCUCAGAGCAGCAGCUCUAGCGGCGGGGAGCCUGGACCCGGACCCGGGGUGGAGGAAGUAAUCAGAGUUGAGAAGCAGAAGCGGAAAGCCAUUAAGUUUCGGAGAAUUCGGGCAGAGUUGGGUCUUUCUGGGCCUCCUCCACGGUCCCUAAUGACAGAGGCAAUGGAGCAGAUCAGGUUUUUGAGGACAAAGUUUCCAGAGGAGUGGAGCAUGUCACAGUUGGCGGAGGGAUUUUCAGUGAGUGAAGAUGCAAUCCGAAGGGUGUUGAGAAGUAAAUUCAAGCCUUCAUUGCAGAGAAGGAUGAAGCAAGAUGCGAAUGUUUGUGGAGCAAGGCAGACCGUCCCUCAUGGAACAAAACGACUGACUGCCAAUUCACCGAGUGCAAAGGCUCUGGUCGAAUCUAAACCGAUCACAGAUCAAGCACCCUUGCCCAGACUCUUUCAGGGGACGGUAACGCUUCCUGCACAACCUGACUUAAACAGCAGCUUGCACAAACCCAUUGCAAAGGGGACUGGGAGAAUCAGUCUUGGUCAACAGAGCGCCUGUACGAAGUUCAUGGUUCGGAGCGGUUCUGACAAAAUAAAAGCCGGUGCUGCUUACGUGGAGAGGGAGGAGCGCAACGCCUCUGACGGGGAACAGUUACUGGGUGUUCAAGAAACCGAUGAGGAAUUGCAGAAACUCACUGAAAACCAAAUGAAAGUUGUACAGAAGGGUUAUGAGUUUUAUGACCAGGAAGGUAAUUUUCUUUAUAGAAUUAAUAACAUGGACUCCUUAAAUAACCCCAAACAGGAAACCUAACUUGUACAAUCAGGUCACUUACGAAAGAACUUACAUUUCUAUAGCGCCUUUCACAACCUCAGGACACUCCAAAGUGUUUCACAGUAUUUUUGAAGUGUUGUCACUGUUCUUAUUUAGGGCAGCCAACUUGCACACAGCAAGCUCCCACAAACAGCAAUAAUUACCAUAUUUUUGCGAUGUUGGUUGGUUGAGGGGUAUAUAUUGACCAGGACACCAGGGAUCAUUCGCAUCCACAUGAGAGUAUAUGGGGCCUCUAUUUGCAUUUUCAUCUGAAAGAUGGUAUCUCAGACAGUGCAGCACCCCCUCAGUUGAGUGUUAGAUUUGGCACUCAGGUCUCUUGAGUGGAACUUAAACCUUUGACUGUCUGACACCACCGUUUGCAACCCACCUUCCUUUUUUGCUUUGGCCUUGAUGGACUGCGAGUGGCAGUUCUCCUAGUUCCUCAGACUAGUGAUCAUUCCCUGCGAAUGAUCAUUGAUCGAUUGAGACGUUUCAGAGCCAAGCUCGACCUGAACCUGAGCCAACACACUGGCUGUCAGUGGGUGGGGGAGAGGAUUCUCUCCGCAGGAGUCACAGGGUUGUACUCGCAGAUCAGCCCGAACAGCUGGAGCAGGGAAUGGAAUGUGUUGUUUAAUUUCGCUCUGAGACGCUGGGAAACGGAUUCUGUUAAGUUGUGUAAAGAGUUGAACGUGUCCUGACAUUGACAGAAGGCUCUCCUGUGAAUAGUGAAUUCCAGGAUAGUUAUAGUGCUGAUGUCACUGGGAAGAGCUUCCUCCUGUCCUGUUGUAAAGCUUGGUACGUAGGCUUAUUUCACUGUUUAACGAAAUUAGAUCUUGUGUUUUUUUUAUGCACAUGUUGUUAAACUGCUGAAAUAAACAAUGAAAUGAA
Carcharodon carcharias (great white shark) is the source of this 1785-nucleotide messenger RNA. It is a transcript of the gene ngrn, whose product is annotated as neugrin, neurite outgrowth associated. Bases 22 to 897 code for a protein of 291 amino acids. The transcript is spliced from 3 exons. Gene Ontology annotation, cellular component: nucleus. The record is from RefSeq and is a predicted model, not a curated record. NCBI's taxonomy places the organism in Eukaryota, Metazoa, Chordata, Chondrichthyes, Lamniformes, Lamnidae.